AUGUGGUUUCCCAAGCUCACGGCCUCGUUGUUCUUGUCUCUGCUGGCGACCAAUGCCUUCGCCGCGUCCGAGAACGCUAUCGAGGAGGAGAUUGACAACCCGAGCACUUCAGCCAACCUAGCUGUUUCGGUCAGCGCUUCGUUCCCCAACUCCGAGAUCUUCGGCGUGAAGCUCGUCAAUGGCCACCCCACCAAUGCUAUUCUCGACUUCAAGAACGAGGAGAAGGAGGCCGUCACGGUUGAGUUCAUCGGCGGCUCCCUUCUCAGCCCUGCCACUGGCCAGCCCUUGCGCAACCUGACCAUCUCCAAGUACAACAUCAACAUCGGGGCCGGGAGCAGCGCCAGCUUGACCUACAGCUUCCAGACCGAAAUGCACCCUCAGGACCUCAAGCUCAACCUUGCUGCUGUUGUUAGGGACAGCAAGGAGGCUUUCUACACCCUCCAGGCCUACAAUGAGACCGUCAGCGUUGUCGAGGCGCCCACCAGCAUCUUUGACCCUCAGAUUCUUUUCCUCUACUUCGUCCUUGCUUCCGUCUUCGCCGGUACCUGCUACUUCAUCUACAACACUUGGAUCACUACGCUGUUCCCUCAGAAGAAGGGCCGUGGCAAGGGUGGCGAGCGCGCCAAGACUUCUUCCAAGGGCACCAAGGCUGUCGACCCCGCUGACCAGGUUGGCGUUGUCGGCGCUGACGGCCCUGCUGUCACCUCUGGCGCCAAGGGCUUCGAUGAGAGCUGGAUUCCUGCCGGCCACCUGAACCGCCCGGAGGCUCGCCGUGUCAAGAGCGGUACCCCUAAGACUAAGACUCGCGGUUAA
Molecule: messenger RNA, 813 nt
Organism: Diplodia corticola
Lineage: Eukaryota; Fungi; Ascomycota; Dothideomycetes; Botryosphaeriales; Botryosphaeriaceae
Product: signal sequence receptor alpha chain
Exons: 3
Coding region: 1-813 (270 amino acids)
Cellular component (GO): endoplasmic reticulum membrane; endoplasmic reticulum
Source: RefSeq, a predicted model, not a curated record